CAUUCAGCAAUGUACUGGUUCUCUCUUCGCCCUUCCUUCACCCCCUCCUCCUUGCCGUGUAACCCACGCUAAACCCAGCGGCGGAUGCACCGGAGCCCCCCUCGCCCAGCACCGGAUCUUUGAAUUAAAGUCUAACAACAGGCUGAACUGGGGCAGUUCUGAUUGCACAGAUGUGCGAUUUUGCUCUGUGGUGAUUUUUUCUCAUUAAAGAAGAACAAGAAGUAAAGGCAAAAAUCUGAGGAGGCCAGGGCAUACCUGUGGAGCUGUGGCUUCUCUUUCUGCAAGCUCUGCCAAAGGUAUGUGCUGUAACGGAACAGUUGCAUGUGAAGAGAAGCUGGAGUGGAAGUCACUGACAAAGGAUCCCGUCCUUCUCAGCUGGGCCUGAGGAGUUCGUCGACUGUGAGAGAAACAAAAUCCAGAAGUGAAAAGGGCAAGUCCCUCUGCCACAAUGAGCUCUGAACACAAAGAAAUUGAUGUUGCAAAAACUGUUGUGAAUGGGCUUAGCAGCAAUGGACAGGAAAAAGAAAUGGAUCCCACUAGAGUCUGCAGCGGAAAAGGAGCUGUGACCCUCCGGGCAUCUCCAGCCUACGAAGAGAAUCAGAAUCUCUCUUCACUGUGUCCUCGGAUGCUGAGCAACUGGUCUGAGGCAGACAACACAGAAACAGAUGAUUGGAGGUCGUCAUCUACCACUGAUGCCAAUGGGGAUGCCCAACCAUCUUCUCUGGCUGCUAAGGGCUAUAGGAGUGUGCGUCCAAACCUUUCUUCAGACAGCAAGCCACAGGACCCAGGUCCUGUGUUAAAUGAGGUGUCCCAGCCUAGCACUGGCACUGACUACCCAACCUCCUUCACGUCAAUCAACAAGUCAUCAUCUGCCUAUCCCUCUACCACAAUCGUCAAUCCCACUAUUGUCCUCUUGCAGCACAAUCGAGAACAGCAAAAAAGGCUUAGUAGCCUGGCAGAUUCGGUGCCAGACAGACUAGUUUCUGAUAAAGUAGAUUUGGCACUCACACGGGACAAGCCAGUUCAGGAGAUAGCACCAAGUGAGAAGAGGGCAAUGGAGGAGAAAAGAAGAAUUGUCAGGAGCCCUCAGUACAUGCCUGAUACCUCCAUUGAUGAUAUUGGCAUUCCAUUGAGGAAUACAGACAGAUCGAAGGACUGGUACAAGACGAUGUUCAAACAGAUCCACAAGCUAAACAGAGAUGAAGAUUCUGAUUCAUACUCUCCUCGUUAUUCCUAUUCUGAUGAUACUAGAAGCCAGCCUUCAGUUCCCCGCUCCAAGAGUGAGAUGGACAAUAUUGACUCGGAGAAGGUGUUUAAGAGGUCUGCCACUUUGCCACUGCCAAAUCGUUCUUCAUCGCGGAAGUCAAGCCCAGAAAGAACUGACUGGGAGCCUCCAGACAAGAAGGUGGACACUAGAAAAUACCGUGCAGAGCCCAGGAGCAUUUAUGACUAUCAGCCAGGAAAGUCCUCAGUUCUGAACAGCGAGAAGAUGACUCGGGAUAUAAGCCCAGAAGAGAUAGAUUUAAAGAAUGAACCUUGGUAUAAAUUCUUUUCGGAAUUGGAGUUUGGGAAACCGCCUCCAAAAAAGAUUUGGGAUUAUACUCCUGGAGAUUGCUCUAUCCUUACUAGAGAGGAUAGAAAGACUGAUCUAGAAAAAGACCUCUACCUCUACCAGACUGAGUUAGAGGCAGAUUUAGAAAAAAUGGAGAAGCUUUAUAAAGCACCACAUAAAAAGCCACAGAAGAAUACAGCAGGUGUUACUCCUCUGGAAACUUCCACAGACCAUUCCUCCUACUCCACAUAUUCUCCCAGCUACCACACAGUGAAGAGGGAGACAGAAUCAGCACCAGGGGACUUUGCUGGCUUGGAGAAUGAAAGACAGAUUUACAAGAGUGUGCUGGAAGGUGGAGAUAUCCCGUUCCAGGGGCUGAGUGGUCUCAAGCGACCUUCUAGCUCUGCUUCCACAAAAGUGGAUCGUAAAGGUGGGAAUGCUCAUAUGACUGCACCCUCUUCAGUUAAUAGCCGAACCUUUAACGCUAGUCAUACCGGUAUGUUAGGUCACUCGUGUAAAAAUAAGAAGCCCUUAUCAGCUGCAAAAGCCUGCAUUACUGAAAUCCUCCCUUCUAAAUUCAAACCCAAACUAGCAGCUCCAGCUGCUCUUGUGCAGGACAAGAAGGGUAUCUUGCUAUCUCAUGAGAAAGCUCAAAGCUGCGAAAACCUUCGUAGCUCCAUUGCCUUGUUUGAUAAUAAAAAAGCUUUUAUGGUAGACAUAGGGGAAAGCAUAGAAGACAUGUUGAUGAAGUCGAAGCAGGAGUAUGCCAUCAAAUCUGGCAGUACCAUGAGCCUACAGGAGUAUGGCACCAACUCUAGGAAAGGCUACCUGUUCCCUGCCUCCAGGAAGAGCGGGAUGGAGUUUACAAUGCUGUAUAAAGACAUGCACCAGAUCAACCGGUCCAGGAUCAAUUUGAGCACAGUCUCCUCCUGCAGCGUGAGAGAUAUCGCGUCUCAGUUUGAGAAUGAAGCAAAGGACAGGAUGGAGCACAGCCUUAGUCGAGAGGAUUCAGAGCAGAUCCCCAAACACACCGUUUCCUCCCGUAUCAGUGCCUUUGAGCAGCUGAUCCAGAGAUCCCGAUCAAUGCCCGCACUUGAUUUUUCUACCGGACCAAGCAAGUUCACCACUUCUCUCCAAUCUAAAACUUGUCUGAGUUCUGCCUACUCUGCAGAGUUUCUUCUGGAUUUGCCAAAAACACAGCGAGAAGAGAAGGAUGCCACCAGCUUGGCAGACAAAUCCUCCCGCUCCUGCAGCAACGUGGAGGACACAGCUUCGGAUGUCAGUGAUGCCAUCCCUAUGGACACACUUUCAGCUUGCACGGAUGAGAUAGAUCUCCUCUCAAAUGCAUCCAAUGACAGUGGCGGCAGCAGCAGCAACCUCAAUGGACCUCAGAAGCAUAAAAUCAACAGAUGCAAAGGCACAUGCCCAGCUUCCUACACCAGGUUCACUACUAUCCGAAGGCAUGAGCAGCAGCAGGCCUCCAGGAACCCUGAUUCCAAAGGAGAUAUCUAUGGGGACAGACACACACUCCCCAGAAAUGUCUACCUGAUGAGCCCACUCCCAUUCCGAUUGAAAAAACCCUUUCAACACAAGUCCAGCAGGACUCCACCCCCAGGCUGCCUGGAAACCCAAGCAAUGCCCAGGCCCGACAGCCCAGACGACCCCAUACAGCUCCAGGGGAGCACAGGAGAUGAGAGUCACCACUCCCAGCACAGACUGUGCUCCAGAAGCAGGCCGCUGGCUCCCAGGCGCCUGUCUUCCUUUGACAUUGUGGAGAGGCUUAGCUAUUUCCCCACCAGGGGAUCUAGCCGAGAUAGCUCCAUGGGCCGGUCUGAUACUCCUGACUCCUUACACAAUGGGAACCCAGUCCCAUAUGCUCUAUAUCACAGCUUGGACACAAACAACAACCCGCAAAGUGAACUUGGGACGUACCUAGGAGAUUCAGAAUCACCAAGGCAUUUUGCAGCACUUGAUUACAUGGAAACUCCCGAAGAAAUUCUCCGCAGGCGCUAUGAUGAUAAAGAGAAACUUUUAGAGGACCAGAGACGGCUUAAACGUGAGCAAGAAGAAGCUGAUAUUGCAGCUAGAAGGCACACAGGGGUUAUUCCAACGCACCAUCAGUUUAUCACUAAUGAGCGAUUUGGGGACCUCCUAAAUGUAGACGAUACAGCAAAGAGGAAAUCUGGGUCAGAGAUGAGACCUGCUAGAGCCAAGUUUGACUUUAAAGCGCAGACACUGAAGGAACUUCCUCUGCAAAAAGGAGAUAUUGUUUACAUUUACAAGCAGAUUGACCAGAACUGGUAUGAAGGUGAACACCACGGCAGAGUUGGCAUCUUCCCACGAUCAUACAUAGAGCUCCUUCCACCAGCUGAGAAAGCUCAGCCCAAAAAGCCAUCACCAUUGCAAGUAUUGGAAUAUGGAGAUGCUAUUGCUAAGUUCAACUUCAAUGGCGAUACCCAAGUGGAAAUGUCCUUCAGAAAGGGUGAAAGGAUCACAUUGAUUCGACGAGUGGAUGAGAACUGGUAUGAAGGAAGAAUCUCUGGCACCAAUCGCCAAGGCAUCUUCCCUGUCACUUACGUGGAAGUACUCAAACGGCCAGUGGUCAAGAAUGCCAUUGAUUAUCCAGACCCACCUAUGUCCCUCUCUCCUAACCGCAGCAUGACAGCUUCACCACAGCAACCUCAAGCACAGCAGCAAGGAGCCAGCCCUGACAGAAGUCAUACACCACGAGACAUAGUUAGCUACCAAGCCCUCUACAGCUACACUCCUCAGAAUGAUGAUGAGCUGGAACUGAGGGAUGGUGAUAUUGUCGAUGUCAUGGAGAAAUGUGAUGAUGGCUGGUUUGUGGGUACGUCCAGGAGAACAAGGCAAUUCGGCACCUUCCCAGGCAACUACGUGAAGCUUCUGUACCUGUAAAGUAACAGCAAUCCCACAGUGACAAAGAUGGGGUUGUUUUCCAGAUGAUGUUUUUAAUCAGCAAUGAAAGAGACAAUUUAUGAAUGUAAUAGACAGGAGACAAAGUGUUAGGAGGAUGUGGUUAUGUGGUACAGUAUUGAGUUGAAUGUGCAGCCCUGCUUCCACUGAUUCAGGGUAUGAUUUGUUUGCUGAAGAAGAGACAGUUUCUAGUUUACAGUGCUGCCUUUGUGUAUUCUUCUCCCCUCCCCAGCAAGAGUUCUGGUGAUAAUCUUAAUUUGUAUGGAGUACUUUACCUCUGAGAAGGCUUCAGGGAAGCAAAUGGUAUAGGUUUUGUUUGUGUGUUGAGAAAUGAUAGUGCUUUUGGAAAGUACACAGCCUGCAGCUGCUCCCUUUCACUGGCAAGGUUCAGGAAGGGCAGGCUUUCUGCCUUGCUGGAAACUUACUCUGCUCUGCCUUCCAUUUCCACAGAAAACCUUUCCUUCAUGUCAUGCACCUUAAGAACCAGCACAGGCAGAGGAUAGUUGGUAUGGUUUAACUGCAGAGCUCUGUGUGGAAAAGGAGUUUGGGACUGGUAGUUUAAUCCAGAGAGGUCAGCCAAAACAUACUGCAAAUGCGCAAAAAGCCCAAACCCCUUCAUAUACGUAACAUAGUACCUACUUCUGCAGGGUUUUUUCUUUUGUGCAGGGUGUGUGUGUGCGAGUGUAUUGUGUGCAUCAAAACAAACAGAGUCAUCUUUUCUAAAGAGAAAUCAGCCUGGUUUUGAAAUUUAUCUGCACAAAGACUAGAACCAAUAAACAAAACGUCAGUGAGAGCAAAUCCUGCUUCUGAGUCCUAUGGCUGGUCACUUUCUCGGCUUCUCCUGUCCUGUUGGUAGCCCUAGAGGAUUUGAAGCAUGCUCUUUGGGAUGAAGACUUUGCUUUUUUCCUGGCAUUAAAUCUUAGAGGCGUUGAUAAAUCUGAGCAAUGUGUCAUUGAGGGUGCCUUUUUUUGGGGGUGGGGGUGGGAGGGAGGUGGUUGACAAUGUUGAUGCUAGAUCUCUGAUAAAUACACACAUUUUGGCCGCCUCUUAGUCAGACAAAAAAGUCUAAUCCAUUUGGAAAGCUGUGUUUCCAACAGUUAUUACCAGUUAUAGAGAUCUGUAUUUCCUUGAGAAAAAAAACAUGGCUUGCCUGUGUGCUUGCCUGUAAACCCACUAAGGAUACUCUUUUGAUAGACAUUUUGUUAUUAAGAAAAAGCAUAAACAAAACCAGUUCUCUCAGACUCUGCUUCCUACAGUUACCAUACAAAUAGCAAAGGGUUAGAUUGCUAUUUUGUCAUAAGCCGUAUUUAAUAAUAUAAGAUGCCUAUUUUUAUGCUGAUGCUUUUAUACAGAUUUAUUAAGAGUAACUACAACUAACUGUUAGCACGACUUGCAAUAUGUUUUGAUAAAUUAGCCAUGCUCCUGGGUUUAAAAUCAAGUAGGCUUGUCUUCCGCCUAGGUCAGCGGAAGAGAAGACUCGGUGUCUCAGAAGUUUGACUGUAAAUAUGUAUAUUUAACUUUGUACAGACAAUGUACUUACCUUGUAUAGAAAAAUAAUUUAAACACAUUGAGUGAAGGGAGGAAAGAAAGGCAGUUGUGAAAGGUUGGGAUUUUUUCCACUUUUAUUUAAAUGAUGGAAUUCCGUGUGUGUUCACAUAGAGUUUUAGCACAAAAUAUCCACUAUGAAGAGGUUUCAAAUAUGACACAAAGUACCACUGUUUUGUUUUUUUUUCUACAGGAGAUAUCAUUAAUCCUGCAUCUUAUUUAUGGGUUUGUUUUUCUGCUUUGGGUUUGUCCUCCAGUUAUUUGCAGCAAUAUUUAGGCCUGUUGUUAAGAUUGGAUAACACCAAAUGAACCUAUCCAGCAAAUUAACACGAUGAUACUGACUGUAUAUAACCUACUCAUGUAAAGGUUUAUUUCUGUUCUUGCUCUUGCCAUUUUAAGUUGCGCACACACACGCGCGCACACACACACACCCCACAACUUAUUUUUGUGUUGAUUUUUGUUUCUUAUUGCAGUGGAUUACUAUUUGAUGAUUAAUAAAUGGAAGUAUUGAAUUA
Molecule: messenger RNA, 6546 nt
Organism: Cygnus olor (mute swan)
Lineage: Eukaryota; Metazoa; Chordata; Aves; Anseriformes; Anatidae
Gene: SORBS1
Product: sorbin and SH3 domain containing 1
Exons: 31
Coding region: 449-4468 (1339 amino acids)
Biological process (GO): cell-substrate adhesion
Cellular component (GO): cytoplasm; cell-substrate junction; nucleus
Molecular function (GO): protein binding
Source: RefSeq, a predicted model, not a curated record